AGGAGUAUAUAUAUGGCUCUGGUGAGGAGUAGGACCUCACACAGCCACUGAAGCUCUUUGUCUGAAGACAGCAGCUCAUCACAUCACAGCACCACAGAAGAAGAGAUGGCCCAGAUCAGAGCCCCUGUUAUUGUGCUGCUCGUGCUCCUGGCUGUGGGGCUGUUUGCUGCCGAGGUUUCUGCAGCUAAACAAGGUUUUCCUAGAGGCUGUUGUACGAGUUACUCCCAGGGUAGGAUGGACAUUCGUCUCAUCCUUGGCUUUUCCAUACAGACAGUGAAAGACGGGUGCAACAUUGAUGCUAUCAUUUUCCACACUGGCAGUGGGAGAUUCCCAUGUAUGGAUCCCACCAAGGGCUGGGUUUUGAAAGCUGUUCACAAGCUGAGAGAGAGAGCGGAACGAUUAAACAAGAAAAGGUCAUAGGAAUAGUGUUCAUCACAAGGGUACACAGGACGAAGAGUUUGUGUUGCUAUCUUCAUUGACGGAGGAGAAUGCAAACAUGCUGGAAUCCUGCUAUCUCUAAGUUUAUCCAACUACCUGAAUUUUAUCAGACAUUUCUCUCUGCUGAAAAGUAUAAUAAAUGAAGGAUAUAAGCAACGCGGAGCACCUGGACACAGCCCUGAGACAUUGUAUAUUGGCCACAUAUGACAAACCCCUGAGGAGCCUUAUUGCUAUUAUAAACUGGUUACAAACAUAAGUAGAGCAGUAAAAAUAUUAUUUAUUGUCAUACCGAUAGUAUAUGGUCUGACAUACUACAGCUGUCAGCCAAUCAGCAUUCAGGGCUGGAACCUCUGUUUAUUAUUUUACAUAACCUAUUUGUAUAUGAAAUCAUCUGUGUUGGCAGAGUUUAAUGGUAUAAUCUUGUUGUAUGAGCAUCAGAAAUCACAUGUUUUAACCCUUUUAUUCAUAAAGGUCUUGUGUAUGAUCAGAUCAUUGAUCACAUCUGUUAUAUUUAACAGUUACUGUUACAUUUUAUAUCUAUAAUAAAUCAUGUAUAUUUUACUAAGAAUUCUCACUUCUUUUGUG
Oncorhynchus tshawytscha (Chinook salmon) is the source of this 1023-nucleotide messenger RNA. Its product is annotated as C-C motif chemokine 20-like. NCBI's taxonomy places the organism in Eukaryota, Metazoa, Chordata, Actinopteri, Salmoniformes, Salmonidae. The coding region runs from base 106 to 420 and encodes 104 amino acids. The transcript is spliced from 4 exons. The record is from RefSeq and is a predicted model, not a curated record. Gene Ontology annotation, biological process: cellular response to interleukin-1; positive regulation of ERK1 and ERK2 cascade; cellular response to tumor necrosis factor. Gene Ontology annotation, molecular function: chemokine activity; CCR chemokine receptor binding. Gene Ontology annotation, cellular component: extracellular region.